ACCGCCGCCGGGGAGGGAAUUAGUCCCAAGCCACCGGAAAAAUUCCCAAGGCAGUCGGCGGCAAGUCCCGGGGAACAGGCGGCCCGCGGGAGGGAUAACAAAUUCGCCGCACAGUUUUUUUAAUUUUAAUUGUUAAAUAAUUAAUUUAUAUAAUUACUAUUUUGUCCUUCAUUAAAUGAGAUUAAUCUGGACCAUUGGAUUUUAAUGAGGUGCAAGGGUGGAGAUUCACUUAGUCAUAUGACUAAGGGACCCCCCCCCCCCCCCCCCCCCCCCCCCAGUCACCAGAUCUUAGCCCCACAGUAUUUGGUUCAAAAAACCCUUCCAUGUGUACAAAAUUCUGUGAAAUCAUGAAAUCAGAAUUUGAAAUGAGUAUGAUGGGAGAACUGUCACACUUUCUAGACUUACAAAUUAAACAAACAAAGUCAGGAAUAUUCAUCAAUCAAUCUAGCUACACUGAAGCCAUGCUUAAGAAAUUCGACAUGACUUCUGUAAAUGAAAGUCUAACUCCUAUGGCUACAAAUAUGAAGUUAGACAAAGAUGAAGGAGGAAUAGCAUUCUGUGAAAAGAAAUACAGAGGUAUGAUUGGAUCUCUCCUUUAUUUAACAGCUAGUAGACCUGGUAUUCAGUUCAGUGUAGGACUAUGUGCAAGAUUCCUAUCAAACCCUAAGGAAAGCCAUUUUAAAGCGGUUAAACGUAUAUUCAGGUAUCUUAGGGGAACAAUCAAUGUAGGAUUAUGGUAUCCAAUCUCUGACUCAUUUGAAUUGGUAGGUUACAGUGAUUCAGACUUUGGAGGAAGCUUAGUAGAUAGAAAAAGUACCUCAGGAACUAUACAGUUCCUUGGACCUGCACUGGUUUCUUGGUUUGGUAAAAAAACAGGGAGCAGUUGCUCUUUCAACUGCUGAAGCUGAGUACAUGGCAGCUGGAAGCUGCUGUGCUCAAUUUAUGUGGAUGAAAGCUCAAUUAUAUGAUUAUGGUUUUAAACUAAAUGAUAUUCAAGUAUGCUGUGACAACACUAGUGCAAUUAGUAUGACAAAUAAUCCUGUUCAACACUCUAGAACAAAACAUAUCGAAAUAAAAUAUCAUUUUAUUAGAGAUCUAGUACAAGCAGGACACAUUUGUUUACAGUUUGUUUCAACUGAAUCUCAAUUAGCUGACUUGUUUACAAAACCGCUCCCUAGUGAACGCUUUCUGUACUUAUGCACAUAACUAAGACUCAAAUCUUUUAGUCAGAUUAAGAAUCUUUCAAACUAAAAAACUUAUUGGGCCUUUUUGCUCUGGGUAUUUAGCAUUUCUUGGUUAAUCAAAUAAACCCCUUUUUUGGCUCAUGCUUGGGGUAUUCCAAGACAACGUCAUGCAUGCUACUAUCUAAUCAUUACGCUUUUCCCUACUUUUCUCCUGCGGGAGUCUCUUCCGCUUCUUCCUUCCCUCUCAUCCCUCUGCCUAUAUAAGACUUCUUCCUUAUCUUGCUCUCCUCACUGUUCCAACAAGACAAUCAACUGAGCUCAAACUUAGCCAAAAUAUUCAGCCUUUCCAAAAAUGAUUGACUAUAUCCCUCGUCUUUUCCGCUUUGAUGGGCUGGUUCACACCUACUCUGGAUACAUGUUCCAUGAACCUAGGGUGCUGAAACAUCACCGAUAUCUCCAACACUUUGACAAGAGGAUAAUCCACCAUACUACUCAACUCGAUCCUUAUGAAUUCAAUGUCUACAAGUAUGACAUUAUCUCCCUCAUUGAAGAACUUGGGUGGGAUUUCCUUCUUCGUCAGCCUCUUCAUCCUGCCUGUCCAGGAGCGGUGAAAUACUUCUUCUCAAACCUCCAAUGCCAAGGGGUAAGCUCGAGGAGCUUCACCACAUUAGUCUAUGGCCAUCUGCUGACAAUACCAGUCGAUGCCUUGAAUGACAUUCUUGGUUUCCCCUCUCAGGGACUUGGGAUAACUCAUCCUUCUGAGUUUUGGAAGCACGAGUUCAAGAUUGAGGUGGAAUACAACAAUUUCUCAACAGAGCCAACUGGUGGCUCUGAUGUUCCCAUACCUGUUUCCUGGAUGCCUCCGAGGCUGAGGAUCUUCCAUUAUUUCCUCACCCAUGUCUUCUUCUCUCGAUCCUUUAACCAGGAUCGUGUUCUCCACAUGGAUCUCUGGAUAAUCUCCAGUGCAACAGAGAGGCGAAAGCUCGACUUCGCAAGCAUUAUGUUUGGCCAGUUUCUCCCUGUGGGAGAUGAAAAUUACAAAGGUCUGCUAACAUUUGGAUCUAUUAUAACUCGUCUGCUGAUCAACCUAGGGGUUGAUUUAUCCGAGUUUUGUAGUGUGUCCUCAACCAUGUAUGUCAGUGCAUUAAAUGUGCUCACGGUACUUGAUCUACCCACUGACAUACCUCCUCCUCCUCGUCCUUCUGCCUCUCUUCUUGGAGCUCCUCCCAAGUCCUCUUCUGCUAGAAAGGCCAAGUCUGCUGGUGAACCUAGCAAGACUAGAGACCUUAUGUUCACCAUCUCUGAAGGAAAUUCCUCCUCAGAUGACUCUACAGCUUCUGCUCUUGCUUCCUAAUCUUCUGUCAUUCUGUCUUCUUAGGUAGUUGAGCAACUUUUGUAAUAUUCUCCUGUUUCCAGAAUGAUGCUUCUGUUCAGGGGGGAUGAGGAUGGGUACCUAGUUUAGUUGCUGCUGUUUAGGGGAAUAUCUUUGAUAUUUCCAAACUUUUGUCAACUCAUCUCCCCUGAUUGAUGCUCCUACUGUAAUUUUGUUUUAUUUAAUGCAAGUAUGUUUCGUUUUGGAUUCGUGGUCUGCUAGUAUCUUCCUUUUGUUUGCAGGUAUCCCCACACUUCUCGGACGAAGGGGGAAAUUGUUGAACGAUAUGUUGCUGUGGUUCACUUGGCAAAACGAUGUCGUAUUCAACAAAAUGAUGUUUUUCCCACAACGAUAACAGAACGAAGGUGUUUUGACCAAUUUUGAAGUUUCGUCCUUCGAAGUCUUCUUCUCCUUCUCGAGCUCUCCAUUUUGCAGACUUAUGCUCUUUCUCACAAGAAACCAGGCAGAUGUCCACCGCUUCUAUUCUUCACAAUAAUGAUCACUACAAGGA
Molecule: messenger RNA, 3067 nt
Organism: Linum trigynum
Lineage: Eukaryota; Viridiplantae; Streptophyta; Magnoliopsida; Malpighiales; Linaceae
Source: the annotation of a GenBank genome assembly